ACAGUGCUGAAAAGAAACCUUGGGUUGUUCUUGUUUUCUUCUAUUAGUGAUGAGUAAUAGUCUGAAGAAGUGCACACUAUUGCUAAAGUUCUGACAGGGAAAUGGGUGUGUUGCUUUGGGCUAUCACAUAGUAUCCAAGGUCCUAAUUUGUAAACUGAGAAUUGUUUAGGCUUCUACAUAUUUAUAAAUCUCGGACAUCCCCUUACCACCCCCAGUCAGAUGGAAGGAAAUGAACGGGGGGGAAUUUAACACAACAGGCUCCCCUGGUGGAAGCUCUUCUUACGAACUGUUUAAGAGGUUGUGGUGCUAGAUUGCAAUUUAUCUUUUAUACUUAACCAAUAUAAGUUGGUUCCAUUAAGUCACACGGAAAUGCUUUUUAACUUUAUUGCAAUGGUUGGGUUUUUUAUACUGCUAUGUGUAAUGCUCACAUAUACAGAGUAUGCAUUGAUUACUUUUUGUCUGUGUAACGUUAAGUAGCUAAGCUUCCAGUAGUGAAGAUCACAUAAACUGCUCACAUGACCGCCACUACUGCCAGUGUAUGUUUUUGUGUUAUUGUUUUGUUUCUCUUCCGAGGCCAGACUUUAUAACUCUGCUGGAUUUAUUGAGGACGAACAAUGUUUCUUUAUGACUCAUCUAACUUGGGUUUCUGUGAGGAUGACACUUUGUAUUAGACCCUGUCAGCAUUAUCAACCAUGAGCUCAGCUUCAACGAAAUUAUUCCACAUGGAAAGCAAGCUGGAUCCCAGGGAAGAGAACCAACGAAUGUCUCUGACCACCAACAGACCUGCACACAAGACAUCCAUGCUGUGCUGAGAGAGAUGAGCGCCUCGUUGGCUGAACAGAGGGUGGAGAUGAGACACUUACAGAGAGAGAAUGAAGUACAGGCAGCUAAGCUGAGAGAACUGGAGCUGCAAAAGACUGAGGUGGACACACUGAAGCAACAGCUACAAGCACAGGCAGCAGAGCUGAUCACCAUUAAAGCCAGGACAAAUGUUACAGUAAACCAGGUGGAGGCUCUGAAGAGAGAUGGAGAAGUCAAACAGGUGGCUUUCUCAGCCUCUCUGUUGGCUUCAGGCUCAGGAACUCUCGGACCAUUUAACACACACACUCCUCUCACCUUCAGAUAUGUCAUCACAAACAUUGGAAAUGCCUACAACCCAAACACAGGUUUUUUCAUUGCACCAGUGAGAGGAGCCUACCACUUUGAGUUCUGCGUAGGUGCAGGUGGACAUAAUUCACAUGGUUCAGGUGCUGUGCUGGUCAAGAAUGGAGAGCAUAUUUUUGUUGCAUAUGAGCAUCAGCCAUCCGGUCAUGGCUCUUCUGCUAAUGGCGCCACGCUGCUUCUAGAGGUCGGACAUGUUGUGUUUCUGCGUCAGUGGGUUAACACAUUAAUAUAUGAUAAUGGAAAUCACCACAGCACAUUCAGUGGUCAUCUGCUUUUUACCAUGUGAAAGAGAAACAGUCCUUUUCUUCAGCUGUAUGAUAACUGUGUGUUUAUCAAUACUGUUGUAACUGUUAUUACAAUGUCAUUCAUUUUUACCUUUAUAUGAAAGCUGACACAACACUGUACAACCACAACAAUAAUCUUGUUGAAAAAAGUUCAUGAAUGUUUCCUCUGUGUCUCCUUCUGGAUUUGUAUAACAAUACACAGUGAUAGACAGCGAGAGAAUACUUGUGCCAGAUUUUUAACAUUAGAUUAAGGAACUAAACUAAUUCAUGAAAAAAUUGUGUAACGUUCUAAAAUACCAUGAUUUAUCUCACUAUGUUAAGAAACACUAAACAAAAUCCUGUAUCAUCACCUGGAUCCAGAUAAACACCAGAAACUUACUUGCUCGUUGGACCAAAGCUUCCAACCAAACCACCUCACUUUUACUGUCUGAUUGUUUGUUUGUUUUUAUAUUUUUUCUUUAGAAACGUGAAUGGUCUUUAAUGUGAGAAGGAAAUUCCCCUUGUUCCUUCAUAUGCAUGAUAGCAGUACUUUGUUAUGUGAAGUAUCUUGACAUACAGGAGUACUUCAUCAGUACCAGAAGUUAAAGUCUCAUUUACAGUAUUUAUCCUGAAAGCUGGAUGACAAAGCUUUGCAGCAACAAUAAUUUGUACAUAUUAA
Molecule: messenger RNA, 2106 nt
Organism: Perca fluviatilis (European perch)
Lineage: Eukaryota; Metazoa; Chordata; Actinopteri; Perciformes; Percidae
Product: complement C1q-like protein 2
Exons: 7
Coding region: 818-1450 (210 amino acids)
Molecular function (GO): protein binding
Source: RefSeq, a predicted model, not a curated record